Messenger RNA from Brassica napus (rape), 2265 nucleotides. RefSeq names its product zingipain-2-like. Gene Ontology annotation, molecular function: cysteine-type endopeptidase activity. Lineage: Eukaryota; Viridiplantae; Streptophyta; Magnoliopsida; Brassicales; Brassicaceae. Bases 974 to 2152 code for a protein of 392 amino acids. The transcript is spliced from 2 exons. The record is from RefSeq and is a predicted model, not a curated record. Gene Ontology annotation, cellular component: lysosome.
UCUUAAAUCCAAAUCCUAAACUCAAACCGUAAACUCUAAACCCAAACUCUAGACCUUAAACUCAAACUCUAAAUCCUAAACUCAAACCUAGACUCUAAACCCAAACUUUAAACCCUAAAGAAACAACAUCAACAUUAACCCAAACUUUUAAGAUAUAGAAUUUGGGUUCAGAGUUUACGAUUUCAAUUUAUGGUUUAUGGAUUAGGUUUGGGUAUAUAAUUUGAGUUUAGAGUCUAAGAUUUGGGUUUAGGAUAUAAGGUUUGGAUUUAAGGUUUACAGUUUGGAUUUAUGGUUUAAGAUUUGGGUUUAGGAUAUAUAGUUUAGGAUUUGGGUUUAGGGUUUAAGAUUUAGGUUUAGGGUUUAGUUAGUAGUGUUAUCAUUAAAAUUGACAAUAUUUUUUUUUGUUUCAAUUAUUUCAGGUUUUUUUAAAUAAAAUUAAUCUAUUUUAUUAUUUAUCUAGGUGGUAUUUUGAUUGGCACUAAAAUUAGUGGUGAUUUUAAAGGUUCACCUUAGGGGUGGUGAACCUAAGUCUGUUCGUUGGAUAUCAAUCGUAUUCAUAUAACCUUUUGAGAGCUAACACACGGAGUAUCGUGUAAUCGUUCGAGAUAUUUUCUAGUAAAUCUUUUGUAGUGUAUAUACUUCUUUUAGUUGUGUACUUGUGUUCAAAAAAAAAAAUACUUCUUUUAGUUUUUGUUAGUAAAUCUCUUUUGAAAAACUGAACACAACAAAACGAAUAAUUAUUUAUUUCUGAAAAAUGAAAUUUGAACUCUGGAAGUUGCGGUAUCUAGGGCCAGACCCCAACAAACGUCUGUAGAUUGCGCGAACCUAUAUUGUCUGGUUCUUCUCAAAAGCAGAAAAAUAUAUAUACGUACGUAUUGGGCAUUUACUUGAUUUCGUAACGUGUAGAAAAUUAGCAACGAGAAGCUAGCAAAAUAUCUUCUUCGUAACAUGUAGAAUAUUCAAACGGAAAAACAUGCACCGUAUAUGCACCUCACUUCAUACGUUAAUCUAUAAUCUCUAUAUAACACCACGUUACCAUAGUUUCUUGGCAACCAAGUCAUAUAAACCAAAGCAUUUAUAUCAAAACAUCUCCUACUUUUCUCUAUCUAAAAGAAUGGCUUCGAUAGUUUUCUUGAUUAUGUCCAUUGUGCUGAGUUAUAUAACCUCUGGAGCCACAUCUCGUGGAGGAGUCUUCAAAGCUUCCGCCAUAGAGAAACAUGUGCAAUGGAUGUCUCGAUUCCAUCGUGUUUACUCCGACAAUUCUGAACAAGCGAGUAGAUUCGAGAUCUUUAAGAAGAACUUAGAGUUCAUUGAGACAUUCAACAUGAAUACGAACAUAACGUUCAAGUUGGAUGUCAACCAGUUUUCUGAUCUCACCGACAAGGAGUUCCGGGCGAAGUACAUGGGCCUAGUGGUCCCCGAAGGUACGAACGAAGUUUCAGAAACCGACAAGACUAUGUCGUUCAGAUAUGAAAAUGUCAGUGAAACCGGUGAGAGCUUGGACUGGAGACAGGAGGGGGCCGUUACAUCUGUUAAGAACCAAGGCCAAUGUGGAUGUUGUUGGGCUUUCUCGGCGGUGGCAGCCGUGGAAGGUAUUACAAAGAUUGCAAAAGGUGAUCUUGUAUCCCUGUCAGAACAGCAGCUGGUGGAUUGUAGCAGAGACUUUAACAAUGGAUGCAAUGGAGGGAUAAUGUCUAAAGCUUUCGAGUACAUUAUUAACAACCAAGGAAUCACCACGGAGGAUAACUAUCCUUACCAAGAAUCACAAGGAACAUGUUCUUCAGCCACCCAAGUUACUGAUUUCAUUGCUGCUACCAUAAGCGGAUACGAGACGGUUCCAAGUGAUGACGAGGAAGCAUUGCUAAAAGCGGUAUCUAAACAGCCUGUUUCUGUGGCGAUAGCUGGAUCAGGGGCUGCGUUUAUGCAAUACUCCGGGGGGAUAUUUGACGGAGAGUACUGUGGGACGCACCAGACUCAUGCGGUUACGAUUGUUGGUUAUGGGAUUAGUGAAGAAGGGACUAAGUACUGGUUAUUGAAAAACUCAUGGGGAGAAAAUUGGGGAGAAAAUGGUUACAUGAGAAUCAAGAGAGACGUGGAUGCACCUGAAGGAACGUGUGGUUUGGCCCAUUUUGCUUACUAUCCACUUGCAUGAAUCCUGUUAUGUUGUUCGAAUAUAUUUACAUGGGGUUGUUCAUAGUAAUUGACAACAUCAUUAUCGGAUAUCUUAUGAAACUAUAUACCGGCGUUUUCGUUGGUUUAUUUCUA